Molecule: messenger RNA, 1117 nt
Organism: Fimicolochytrium jonesii
Lineage: Eukaryota; Fungi; Chytridiomycota; Chytridiomycetes; Spizellomycetales; Powellomycetaceae
Exons: 1
Coding region: 110-880 (256 amino acids)
Source: RefSeq, a predicted model, not a curated record
UUCGGACGCUGCUUCUUUUACCUGUGUGCUGCGUCCCCUGGACUAAACCCCAAGCUCCCCAGCCCGCAUCCUUCCCCCCCAUUGCCAAAAACUGCGCCAAAGCUCAACAAUGUUGCACGCCCGUCAUAUCCUGCGUUCACGGCCUCUCCGCCUUCAAGCUGGUCUACAGCGUCCACUUUUCGACAGCUCUUUCAGCACUGCAAACAAGACUUUCCUUUCGGUGCCUCGCAUUGCAGGGCUCCCGUCUAUCAAGUUCUAUCAAAUCAUCCGCUCUUACACUGCCAACACCGGAAACGCUGGAGAGGCUCCCACUGUGUCUCCUCCCGACGCAAAGAAAGAGACGCACGACGAAAACACCGUCGCCAGCGCAGAAGGCGACAAGGACGACGAAGAUCCCGGCGCACUCCCUUCCCCGCGCCCGCACUGGAUGUCCGCCGACGGCACAUUCGGCGAUCCCUCUCGCAUCAGUAUCUGGGCGCACUGGAAGCAAGGCGACGAGUUCGGCAAGCACCUGCGCGAAGAGAAGAACGCCCAGGCGGCCUUGAGAAGCUGGGCUGCCCAGAUGGAGGACAAAGCAAAGGAACUGAGGCGCGGGGCGGAGAUUUUGGACGAAGCGGGGAUCGAUCUGGGUGGACAAGGUGAUACGCAUAUGGCGGAGAUCAGCGUAGGCAAUAUCGAUCCGAAAACGUACUGGACACUGGUUACCGAGUGUGGGGACACGUUCUCUCCCGAGGUGUGCUACUGGAGCGAGCAUGCGGAAUGGCUGGCGGAUGAGCAGGGUGGGGAUUGGACUAAGGAGAAGGAGUUGGAGAGGUUGGAAAUGUUUUUUUCUUUCAUGCCGAAAGGUUACAAGCUCCCGUGGGUGAUUUUGAAACGAUAGGAUGGGUUAGCGCCGGUGCCGCGAGACCAUCAGCAUUUUGGCCCGGCUAAGGCGGGGGCGCAAGUAGGCUUAUUCUUCCAUUUGCUUAUUGCUCUUGACCUAUCCUCGCAAAACUAUAGUACGCUUCCGUAGAUUAUGAAAGUCCCCAUCUUCUCAGUAUGAUUUUCUGAUCUCUGUAUGCAGCGGGAUGCGGCGUAGCACCCAUGAUCAAUCAAAAUUGGGUCUAAUGGAAAUGAG